This is a messenger RNA of Sorghum bicolor (sorghum), 3388 nucleotides long. RefSeq lists its product as uncharacterized. Bases 388 to 3144 code for a protein of 918 amino acids. Lineage: Eukaryota; Viridiplantae; Streptophyta; Magnoliopsida; Poales; Poaceae. The record is from RefSeq and is a predicted model, not a curated record. The transcript has 2 exons.
UAGUUAACAAAUCAAACCCCUUGCUGUGUCUGAAAAUUUCUCUACUGUAUGGGAGCCUUGUUAUUAAGCUCUGCUUCUUUGUUAAAAGCUCGGCUGAUGCCUUGAGUCACAACAAACAAGUCUUGUAAAACAAAAAAGAGACAUGUACGUCUUACAAAAGAGCGGCAUGCACCCAAGAACAAGUAGCUGCACAACACGGCAGGCACACAGCUAGCUAGCUCGGAGCACGUGUUAGAGAAGCCGUCAUCCGACACCUUAUAUAUAGACAGAGGGGAGGAAUGGAGCAGCUAAAUAGGUGUGUCAUCAUCAAUGUCAGGAAACUGCAAGCAGCAGCUAGCUAGCUAGCUCUAGAUAGAUCAGCUGAGAGUUGAUCGAGAGCGGCCAUUGAUGAGCUUCGCAGCAGCGGUGCAAUGGUGGGAGGACUGGCAGCUGCGGCUGUUGGUCCUGGCCAGCCUCUUCUUCCAGUACUUCCUCUUCGCCGCCGCCGUCGUCCGGAAGCUCCGCGUCCCGCACUGGUUCAGGGCGCUCAUCUGGCUGGCCUACCAGGCCGGCGACGUGGUGGCGAUCUACGCCCUGGCCACGCUCUUCAACAGCCACAAGGAGGAGGCGCUGGCCAGGAACCCGGCGGCGACCGCCCACCUGGACACGCUGUGGGCGCCCGUCCUGCUGCUGCACCUCGGCGGCCAGGACGGCAUUACAGCCUACAGCAUCGAGGACAACGACAACUGGAGACGCUACCUUCUGCUUGCCGGCUGUCAGAUCACCGUGGCCAUCUACGUUUUCCGCAAGUCAUGGUGGUCAGGCGACCAGCUCCUGCUACGAGCAGCGAUCCUGCUCUUCGUCCCCGGCAUCCUCAAGUGCCUGGAGAAGCCAUGGGCGCUCAAGAACGCGACGGUGACGAGCAUCAUGAACUCCUCCGACCCACGGCUGGAACGAACCCUCGACGAAGACGACGACGGCGGCGUCCAGAAGCACAUCUACUCGCAGGAGGACUACGUGCAGGCCGCAGCCGACACCUUCGCCGACUUCGAGCCCAAGGCUGAUCUGGAGCUCUUCGACGACGAGGAGGUGGCCGACCAGCCGUACCACCUCCUCGUCGACCUCGGCCACCCCUACUCCAUCCGGCUCCGCAACCUGCAGCUCGUGGCGCCGCGCGCCGCGCGCGCCGACGUGCACGGCCUUGUCCGCUCGUCGCUCUCCAGGGCGUUCGACCGCGUCUACACCAAGCACAAGGCGAGCUUCGGCGGCCUGCUGCGCGCCGCCGUCGUGCUUCUGACGUUCGUCGACAUCGGGCUGUUCCAGAGGAGCCGCCACCGCCGCGGCGUGUACGACCGCGCCGACGUCGUCGUCACCUACGUCCUGCUCUGCUGCACCGCCGCGCUGGAGUUCGUCUCGGCGUGCCUGGUCCUGGGGUCGGGACUGCCCAAGCCCGACGACCAGCUCGCGCAGUACAACCUCGUCGGCUACCUCGCCCGCGGCGAGAAACACCCGUGGUUGUCGGCGGUGGCGCGCCUGCUGGGGGCUCGGCUCCAGCUGGACCGGCUCUGGUGCACGGCGCCGCCGGUGCCGUCGCUCGGCAUCACCAGGCUCGUCUACGACCACGUCGCCGCCGGGUGGAAGGAUUACAUAUGGGAAUCUUUGUACGAGCACGACGUCGUCGCCACCGGCGGAUGGAAGCGGAAGCCAACUCCAACCGACGACGGUGUGCGAGCCUACCGGCAGUUCAACGACAGCCGCGGCCAGCGGACGCUGGAGAGGGAGGGAUGCAGCGGCCGGAGCGCCGUCGAGGAGAGCCUGCGGAUGCCCUUCGACGAGAGCGUCCUGCUGUGGCACCUCGCCACGGAGCUGUGCUACUUCGACCAUGUGGACACCGGCCAUGACGCCACCCGGCAUAGCAGGAUGGUGUCCAACUACAUGGCGUACCUGCUGGUCGUGGAGCCGGAGAUGCUGAUCGCCGGCGCCAGGAGCAGGCUCUUCAGGGCAACCUACCACAAGCUCAGGAAAAUGCUCAAGCCACCGCCGGAGGAGGAGGAAGUGGUGGAGCUCGAGGCGACGGAGAAGAAGGCGCCUCCGCCAAGGGCCAAGAACGAGAUGGUGCGGAAGGUGAUCCAGCAGGUGAAGAGUAGUAUCGGUCUCGGCUCGGAAGAUCUUGUUCACAAGGCGUGGGCGGUUGCCAACGAGCUCAUGGAAUUUGCCGAGGAGAAGAGACAGGAGUUCAUCAAAGAUGAGAGUGCAAGGAAGGAGAAGAUGGAGACUCUGAAGGUGGCCAUGGAUUCAGCCAAGAAUAAGGCAGUGGAGCACAUGGAGUGUAAGGAAAUUUGCAAUUGCAAGAUGAAGGAAAAAAUGGAAACUGCCAAGGAGAAUGCAGAGGAGUUCAUCAACGUGGAAAAAAAGAAGAAGCAAAAUGAGGAUGAGGAGAGGCUCACUCAGCUCUUGGAGAAGGCCAAGAACAAGGCAGAGGAGUUGAUCAAGAACGACGAAAAGACGGCGGCGGACGUAGCUAAGGAAGAGGAGAAGAAGAAGCAAAUGGUGAAGGAUUUCUCUAACAGUGCACAGGCGGUCAUCAAGGAGAUCGACGAUCAGUUGAAAGAGGAGGUGAAGAAGCAGCAGCAGCUGACGGACCUCGUGGAAAGGAGUCUCAUAACCAACGAGAAGGAGCUGCUCAUGAUCCGGAGCAGGGAGCACGCGGAUGACAAGAUGUGGGCGGUGAUCCAGGGCGUGUGGGUGGAGAUGCUCUGCUUCUCCGCGGGCCGGUGCCGCGGAUACCUGCACGCCAAGAGCCUAGGCAAUGGCGGCGAGUACCUCUCCUACGUCUGGCUCCUCCUGUACUACAUGGGGAUGGAGACCAUGCCGGAGAGGAUGCAGAGGCUGGAGCUGCCCACGGUUGGGGACACAGGAGAUCUGGUAAAGACACCCACGGAUGAGGAGAUGGACGACGACGACGAGCCGGCACAGGGAACAACCGCCGCCCCAAGGCGACGACGGGCAAUACACGCCGCCCCAAGUGCAACGCCACAGCCACAGGCAGGCGCAGGCGCAGCAUCUGUUGCUCAAACGGCACCACAGCAGCAGCGUCUGGUGGCGACGCCGCUGCCAGCGAUAUCGGCUACAGCGGUGGUGCCCGUCGGUGAUGACAUUGUUUGACUGGGGGCAGGGGCAAACCCAUGGUGAUGAGCCGUGGAGAUCUGCAUCGUCCUCGUGUUUCUGAUUGCCCUUGAUUUCUGCACGAAUUUUCGUUUCCUCAGUCGGUUUGUUUUUGGAGGAUGUGUCAUGUGUGUGCUAAGUGUCGUCGUUUGGUGUGGCUAAUCCUGCUUCUGCCACUAAUCUUGAUCUGUAAAUGAAUCAAAUAAAAAGCUACAAGGUGCGUUGGUUUUGCUUGUACAAGUUA